This is a messenger RNA of Eleginops maclovinus (Patagonian blennie), 1641 nucleotides long. RefSeq names its product actinodin2 (gene and2). NCBI's taxonomy places the organism in Eukaryota, Metazoa, Chordata, Actinopteri, Perciformes, Eleginopidae. The record is from RefSeq and is a predicted model, not a curated record.
AUGCAUGGGAAAAAAACACAUUGGUUAGAGAGCUCAGAUAACCAGCAAGCCCCCCCUCAAGAGGCUCGAUCCAGAGAGCCACUGGAUCCCGAGGUGAUCACAGGAGGCCUGAACUUCAGCACCUUUGCAGAGUUUCUGGGGGCCGUGCCAGUGGAGCAGCGCAGGGAGGAGGAAGUUACUGCAGUGUCUGACGAUGUGAGAGUCGAGGCCAUGGAGAGCCUGAAGACACUCGUUCGCAACAGAAGGAACAUCUUCCCCGUCAUGGCUCCAGUGGCCCAUGUACCCCAUUUCAAACGCCUGCCCGACUUCUGGGGAUGGUACAAGUACUUCAUGACCAGCAACAACCAGGAGGGAGUUGAGGAUCUAGAUCGUCUGUACAGGAACUUCCUGCAGAACAAGCACAGGUCAGAGGAGGGCCCGACCUUCAACCACUACCUGAAGCACCUCAGUGAAAUCUACAAAUCCUGUGCCGACUCUGAUGAUCCCGAGUGCAUCUCCGAGUCCACCAGCAAGCCUAAGGCUGCCAUGGUGAUGCCCGAGGCCAUCAAGGCUGCUGACGUCAGGAUGUGCAACCCUUACCUGGACCCCUACUGCCUCUUCCCCAUCGCCCCCAAAGCUGCUGAGCCCGUGCCUGCACCAGCUCCGGUUAAAUUGCCCACCCCCAUCCUCACCCCCAUGCUGCCCAUGCCCCUUAAGAGCCCCACCGGCUUCUACUACUACGCCCCCGUCCUGGAGCCCUUCCUCAGUGACGUGCAGAGGGCCGAGCUGCUGAUCUGCAACUCUGAAGAUGUGGAGUGUCUGCAGUAUCACCUGAGAGCUGCCUAUGGCUACCGCCCAGCCCCUGGCCCCGCCCCAUCCUACGCCGCCCUGAAAUGCGACCCCAGGGACCCAUACUGCAUGCCUCCCCUGGUCCAGAAAUCCCCCACCGGCUUCUACCACAUGUUGUACCCCAGCUGUGACCCAGCAGUGGAUCCUCUGUGUGUGACCAACGUCGCUGCCCCGGCUCCCCUCACUGCAGAGGAGGAACCCAAAGAGCAGCACUGCAACCCUCUGUUUGACGGCGGCUGCAACCCUCUGACUGCCACCAAGCUGUCCGGACUCACCAAGCCUGUGUUGGAGUUCGCCCCUAAGGCGGCGGCUGCAUCUGGUCCUGCUCCUCUGGCCUGCGACCCCCGCUACGACCCAUACUGCAUACUGGCCUCAGCUGCCGCCCUGCGCAGGCCCGCCCCGCAGAUCCCUGAGCACCAGGUCCGCUACAAGCUCGGCGUCCAAGGCAAGACCAAGGAUGGCCACGACUGCUACGUGCACUACGACAAGGACUGCACGCCCGUGAAGUCUGGCUCCGAGGCCAAGGCCGACAUUAAGGCUCCAGCCAAGCCUUUCUGCCAUCCCUUCGACCCAAACUGCGGCAAGUUCGCUCCAGGAUCCUCUGCCCUUGGGGCCACAAAGCCCAACGAGGAUGGCAUCAUCCUGCCCGACCCCGACUGCGACCCCGAGAUCGACUACAACUGCCGUCUGCGUCGCGCCAAGCCCGUUGAAGCUGCCGCUGAUGAGCCCGCCGCUGCUGACGAGCCCGCCAAAGAGGCCGCCAUGCCACGCUUUGAAGACUUCCUGCGGGGCGUCAUGAGCAAGCACCAGUAG